UCCGCGAGUGCAGUUUUCCCGCCGGAGCCAGGCUCAGCGGCAGCCUUCCCUAUUGCGCAGGCGCAGUGCCAGUUACCGACCAUGGAAGUGGUGGGUCUUUUGUGUUUGGCGGCGGCGGUCUUAGCUUGGGGCUUCCUAUGGGUUUGGGACUCCUCGGAACGAAUGAAGAGUCAGGAGCAGGCUGGCCUGCUGGGAGGCGGAAGCCGGAGCCUCCUGGUGAUCGCGCACCCAGACGAUGAAGCCAUGUUCUUUGCUCCCACCGUGCUAGGCUUGGCCCGCCUGAGACACCAGGUGUCCCUUCUCUGCUUCUCUGCAGGAAAUUACUACAAUCAAGGGGAGAUUCGUAAGAAAGAACUUUUGCAGAGCUGUGAUGUUUUGGGGAUUCCACCCUCCAGUGUAAGGAUUAUUGACAACAGGGAUUUCCCAGAUGACCCAGGUGUGCAGUGGGACACACAGCGUGUGGCCAGCGUCCUCCUCUGGCACAUAGAAGAGAAUGGCAUCAACCUGGUGGUGACUUUUGACGCAGGGGGAGUGAGUGGUCACAGCAAUCAUGUCGCUCUGUAUGCGGCCGUGAGGACCCUGCACUCAGAAGGGAGGUUACCUAAAGGGUGCUCUGUGCUCACGCUUCAGUCUGUGAAUGUGCUGCGCAAGUAUAUCUCCCUUCUGGACCUGCCCUUUUCUCUGCUUCAUACCCGGGAUAUCCUCUUCGUGCUCACUAGCAAGGAAGUGGCACAGGCCAAGAGAGCCAUGUCCUGCCACCGCAGCCAGCUCCUGUGGUUCCGCCGACUCUAUGUGCUCUUCUCCCGCUACAUGAGGAUCAACUCACUGCACUUCCUCUGAAGCCCUGAAGAGUCUUCGAACCCAGGGAACAGAGGGAGAAAGAAGACGGGGCAGCUGGGGGCCUGGUCUGCAGCUGGCUCUCUCCCCGAGCCAGAGGAGAGCCCAGCUAGGGUGGCCUUCCAGAGCUCUGCUCAUCUGCCCUAGUCAGCCUCUAAUAAAAGGGAGGCCAUGCAGGCCCAUGGGCUGUCCAAACGUCAGCUUCUUCCUCUGGGAAAAAACCCACAACAACCAAAAACAAACAAACCCGAGGAUAAUAAUAGCUAGCCUGCUAGCUUCUCAAGUUCUUGUGAAAAAUGAUUUACAUAACGACACAAUGGAUGUCAAACACAGAGCCUGCUGUUAUUCCAAGUGAAAGUAGAAGUGCUCUGACAUCACUUCACAGAUGCCACAAUGCAGGAUGUUUACACUGUUUCCAAAGCAGGCUCACUAACACAGACACACACACAAGAACAGUCUGUAUUGAAUGCGUCCAACCGUGAUCCUUUGAUUUAUCUUUGUGGCCUGUGUAGACAAUUUGAACCCAGGGACAACUUGCUUUAUUUAAUGUCACAGGCAUUGACUGGAGCUCCCAAGGUCCCGACACUGUGCCCAGCAUUUCCCUCAGAGACUAUUAUGCUGUGGGCCUCCCCGAAGGAGCUUACAACCAAAUAUCUCAGCUCUCAGGCUUUUGGGAGAAGCAGGAGGUAGGAAAAGAAAUCUGGAACUUUCUUUCUCAACACUCAAGAACCUAAUGUCUUAAAAUUGUGCUACAAAUAAAAGUGUUCUGAGAGGUCUGGCUUGGAAGCUACUCCCAGAGUCCAGCUAAUGGUCCAGGGAAGUGGACCAAGGCAGGAAAUCUCAGUGGUGAAGAGCACAGGCCCUGCAGACUGAUGACCCUGGGUGUGAGGCCAGAAUUACCUACAACGUAACCACAGGCUAGGUGUUUAUCUUUCUCUGCCUCACUUCUUUCAUCUGCAAUAUGAGGGGACAAUAAUGGUACCACCUUUGGAGGAGAUGAUGCAAGGAGCACAGGAAAGGGUCUGGCUCACAGUAAGUGCUGAAGAAAGGUGAUGUUAUGGGAGCUAAAGAAUAAGAGGGUGCUGAGCAGAAAGAAGGACCAGCAUUAAGUCAAAGUCCUGACACUGAGAAGAUCUUGUGAGCAUUGUCCAGUAAGUAUUCUCUCUGCCUGUCCUGAAUUGCUAUCUCCAUAGCAACAGGUAACAGACCUGCUUCUUGGGUCUCUCCACCCAAACUUGCUCCACUUUGCUGAGGGUCACCAUUAUCUUGAAUGCCUCCUAGGGACCACAUGAGACUGACAGAGCUAUUAGGCCCUGAAGCUGUAAUGGGAAAUGCAAAUUUGGUUAUACUAUCUGUCUACUUAAAAUUUGUCAGUAGCUCCUAAUAGCCUUCAUAUGAAAGUGUGACAAGAAAUAAGCCACCAACACUCUGGUUGGAGUGUGGUGGGAUAGGCUGACCCUGUCCUGCUGCUAGGAAGACAGACACUGACCCAGCUUUUCUGGACAGCAAUGCUUAAUACAUAUUAAGAGCUUAAAAUACAUAUACUAUGUGACCUAAGGAAAUUUUUAAAAAAUCAAAAUUAUAUACACAGAUAUCAUCACAACAUUAUUUAUAAUAGCAAAAUUAGAAAAAUCCAGUGAUACAAUAUUUAGUAAUGAGGAAAAAUGUUCAUGAUAUAUUAAAUUUUAAAAAGCAGGUUAGGAAUGGUACAAUCUCAUUUUAUUAAACAUACAUACACAUAAAUUAUGUAUGUCUGCAUGUGUAUAAAUACACACAAAAGAAUAUAAAUCAAAGGAUAUAUAUCCAAAAAGUAAAUACUAAUUAGUGAGGUCAUCUUUCUACAGUGAACAUUUAUAAUUUUAAAGGACUUUUUGUUGUUUAUGAAUAGUUUUGAUGUGAUAUAAUACUUUCAAUACAAUGUGAAGUUAAAAAAAUUGUGUAUAGCCAGUAUAAUCUCAAUUAUGUAAAGAAAUGAUUCAUUAAAGAAAAGCUUGCUAUUUAUACACUGCUGGCAGACAAGUAAUGGUACAACCUCUGGAGGGCAACUUGGCAGUUUCUAGUAAAGUCACAUACCCUCUGAUCCAGCAUGUCCACUUCCAGUAACUCACAUAUAGAUUUACUCCACGUGCCAAAAGAGGUGUGUAAGGGAUAGACCUUGAAACACUUUAUAUUAGUAAAAUACUGAACCAGUCCAAAUUUCUAUCCAUUAAGGAUUGGUUAAAUAAAUUGUGGGUACACCAGUAAAAUAUAAUGCCAUGAAACUCUCAAAAAUAAUAAGGCAAUACACUGACUUGGAAAGGUCUCCAAGGUAUAUUGUUAAGUGAAAAAAAGCCAGAUGUAAAACAGUGUUAGAGAAUGCAACCAUUUGUGAUGGGAAAACCAUAUACGUCCACACAUCCAAAUGUGUGUAAACAAAUAGGGUAUCUCUGCUGACAGUGCUUGUCUCUGAAAAAGGAAAUUGGGUGGGAGGAGGGGAAUGGAUACCUUUUGUCCCUUUUGAAUUUUAUACCAUGUGUAUAUACUACCUAUUCAAAAUAUUUUUAAAUCUUAGAGGUGAGAAAGAUGUGUAUAAUUACCAAUAUAGUAGCUUCAGGGUGGUGGGAUUUGAGACUUAUUUUCUGCUUCCUUUGUUUUCCUGUACAUGCCACCUAUUUUUUAAAAAUAAAUUAAAUAAAAGUCCAAGAGGAAAGUUCAAAAUAAACA
Equus quagga is the source of this 3540-nucleotide messenger RNA. It is a transcript of the gene PIGL, whose product is annotated as phosphatidylinositol glycan anchor biosynthesis class L. Gene Ontology annotation, molecular function: N-acetylglucosaminylphosphatidylinositol deacetylase activity. Gene Ontology annotation, biological process: GPI anchor biosynthetic process. Gene Ontology annotation, cellular component: endoplasmic reticulum. Lineage: Eukaryota; Metazoa; Chordata; Mammalia; Perissodactyla; Equidae. The transcript has 7 exons. The record is from RefSeq and is a predicted model, not a curated record. The coding region runs from base 82 to 840 and encodes 252 amino acids.